CAACUCAUUUGUCAAGGAUAACACAAAGUUAAAAAAACUCAUUUCCAUUAUGGUCCUUGUUGAUAUUAUGCAACAUUGAUGACAUUGAUAGUCAAUGGCCUUUACAUAGUCUACUAUAUCUACAUGUAUAAAAAAAAAAUUACAAAUGCAAUACAAUACCACAUAAUGUAACUAUACAUGUACACAAUUUUUAAGAAAACUUUCAACUUCAAACUUCAACUUUCUCUCUACAACUAAUAUUUGUUAUAAUAAACUCGAGUUAGCGAUUUUGAUUUUUUAUUUUUAUCCUUUAAUUUAAGAUUAAGAUUCAUUUAUGAUAGAAGCGAUAAUAUAAUAUAGAUAGUGUCAGAAUAAACAUCAAACGCAUGUCAUCGUUGUCAAUUGAGGUUUGGCCAAUAACGGAUAAGCUAUGUCAUCAUCAGUCUGAUUUGGGUUAGACUUUGAGUAGACUUUGCUUAAAAAACAACAACAACAAAAACCAAAAAACAACAACAACAGAAGAGUGCCUUUGUAACCAGGGAUUGAGGUGCUUCUUGGUCAUGAUGGCGUCCUUAAGAAAGUACUGUGAGAAAGAGACAUUUCAAAUGGCCUUUCAUUCUUGGCUUUGCUUAGUGUUUGCUUUAGUAAAAGCUUAUUGAAGCUUUUCCACUCUGGUGCAUUUUUGGGAUGCCGCCUUCUAUUUUUUUACACUCAAAUUUAAAAGCUCACCAUUUACACAUACUGUGGACUAAUUGCCAGAAAUGUAAAUAUUAUUGUAUAUGUUUACAAUCUUCUGAUGAAUUGUAAGCAUGUAAUUUUGGUUUUGUUCACACAAUCUCCCUCCAAAAAAUCUUAUUUUAUUCCACAUUUUAUUUUCCUCUAUCACCUUCCAUAACAAAAUGCAGAUCUGAAAUAUAUGUACAUUCAGUCUAAUUUCACUGUCAUAUAGCCAGAUAAUGAUGUCCUCAGAGUACUUCUGGGACUGAAACUAUUGUUAUGUUCCAAGACAAUGAUGAAAGAGUCUGAGAAAUUGGUGGAGGAGGCUUUGAAUGGGUCUCCAGAACAUCCACAUGUCAUGAGAUAUGUUGGUAUAUUCUUCAGGGAUCAAGGGUCUAUAGACAGGUCGGUUGCACUGCUGAAGAAAGCACUUGAAAGCUCACCCAAUUCAUGCUUUACACACCAUCAGUUAGCAUUGUGCUUCAAGAACAAGAAAAUGAAUUUACAGAGAGAAAGACGUGACACUGAGGUUGUAGAUGAGGCUCGUGAUAAAAGCAUCUACCAUUUGGAAAAAGCAACCUCCAUAAAAGCUUCCUUUAUUAUUGCAAUGAGUGAGCUGGCACUUCAAUAUGCAGAGAGAGGUGAUCUGUACAUGGCAGAGGGACUUUUUGAAACAACAUUUAAGACGGCUACAGAGACAAAUGACCAUCUGCAUGUAGUCCAUUUCCACUAUGCUCAGUUCCAGCAGUAUAGUAUCAGGCGUGAGGAUUUAGCAAUCCAGCACUACAAGGAGUGUUUGGCAAUAGGUCCUCAUACUGGUGAGGGGACUAGAAGUGCUCAAAAACUGAUGAAGAUUGCCCAAAAACAUAUAAAGGAUGACCCAAAUGAUUGGAAGGCCAAUGAGAUAGUGGGAUUAAUUUACCAAGUAAAGGGUGAGAUGUGGCAGGACAACGAGUGUCAUGCAAAAGCUUCAAGCAAUGAAGAGGAUGAUGAAUACCUCAAAAAUCUUGAUGAGCUUAUGUCUUUUCAGUAAAUAGUAACCUCCUACAGGGAUUCAAAAUUAUUUAGUGAGAAUAAAAUAUAUGUAACCAGGGACAAUAGUUAUUAUUUCUUAAAUGUUACUUGUUUUCCACCUUUUACUCAUAUGUUUGAGUUUUUUAAUUGUUAAAUUUACAGAAUAUCGUGUUGUUGAGUUUUUUCCCUAUGGGUUUUGGCUGUUGUUGUCUGGUCUAUCAAGACAGUGUCUUUCAAAAGAUUGCAUUCAAAUCUUUGGAAAGUGAAUGUGAAAAUGCUGACAAAUUGUGUAGUAAAGUAGUAUGUAGUCAGCAUUUAUAUACAUGUGACCUGCUGGUUCAUUGGAAUACCAUUUUAAUGCAAGAGUAAUGUAUAGGGAAUGCAUUGUAGGGAUGUUAGAUUUUUAAGUGCAAUUAUGGCUGGUGUUAGCAUGAGCUGUUUUGCUUUUACUAUAUUGUCAGUGAGAUUAGAUGAUUUCCUUGUAUUUCUUUGACAAAUAAAACAAUCUGAGGGAAGAAAAACUGCGGAAAUCAUGUACAGGGAAAUAUUUUUGUGUGCUUCGUGUGCUUACAAAAUAAGCACUUGUGGUAUAAGUUUGAACAAUAACUAAUCUCACUUAAACUUGCAAAUAAAAAUAUUACAAUCCAUCUAAUUGAGCAGUGGCAGUCCUGACUCACAAGGUACCCUAGGCGAGACCAGACAUAAGCAGCUAUGGUAAUUGUAUUAAAGCUAUUAAAGAAAGAAAAUGUUUUAAUAAUGUAACUAUCAAAUGAUAGGCCUAUUAUUUCUACUGUAAACUAUGCUGAAUUUAUCUGGUACAAAAUCUUUAACAAAUAGGGAGGCAACAUUAAAAUGAACAAUUAAAUUUAUACUAAAUUAAACAGAAUUUAAUGCAUACUAAAUACAACUAAUACAAAUAUUUAGUCGAAAGCAUAGUGUUAAAGCGCAGCAAUAACCUAAAUAUUUUCCUUCAAAAAAGAAGACGCAGUGACUUCAACACAUGGGCUCAAGUGAAUUGGUGGAUCAGUUAUUUGAACUGGUUCACUUACAUGAACAGAACAAACCAAUUCACUUGCAUAUUUUGGACUUCCCAAGAGAGCAAACAGAUUAAAGAUUUUUUGAUUUAUAGUGAAUAAGAACUUAAAUUUUGGUCUUUCAUCAUAUCGCUUCAGAAUACAAGAAUUAACAACAUGAUCACACGGGAAGUCUGCAUGUUGCUUCCAAAUGUUCUUGUACCCUGGCAUCGGCCACAUCAUGAUGAGUUACUGACAAGGGGCAUCUCCCGUCAGACAGUUUCGCAUCAGUUAAAACAUGUUUACCUUCACUUGUGGCAUGACCGGAAGUGCGCUGCAUUAGCAGCAUGGGAAACAUGGGCUCUUGUCCUGUGUUGAAACCAGAAAGCAAGAGGGCAUGCAAAAUGAUUGAUGAGUAUGAUUCGGAGGAUGCAUUUUCAAAACAACUCUUUUUUUGCACCCAUUUCUGGGCAUUUCUCCUGAAACCAGAGCUCCCACAUGCCCAUACGUUCAAAAACAGUUUUGCUUCGGCCACUGGGGGCAGUGCUUUGAAUUUCAGCAAGCAUAGACCAACCGCCAGGGUUGGGAGGGUUACUUUUGAAAUGUAUUCCACUACAGAUUACAGAAUACAUGCUGUAAAACGUAAUUUGUAAUGUAUUUCGUUAGAUUACUCAAGGUCAGUAACGUAUUAUAAAUACUUUGGAUUACUUCUUCAGCACUGGUAGAUUUUUUUACUUGUUUUGACUAUAAAGCAUCUAUCUAAUUUAUCUUGUUUUAAGGAUUUUUAGAUAUUUUUACAGGAAAACAAUACAAAAAUUAUUAUCAAGUAUAUUAUUUUUGCCCUAAUAUCAAAGUUCUUACUAGAAAAAAAGAAAUGAUGAUCCAACGUGAAUUUUCUUGAUAAAAAUAAUAUGAUUGUGUCUGGUAACGUGCUUGUAAAAUGGCUAGAAAUAGCAUUUUAGCUCAACGUAAAGCUGACAAUUUACACAAGGUUUAUUUCUAUUUCUUCUGCUCCAAACUUACUUCAGACUUACUUCUCUGUCUGCUCGUAUGAAUGUAACACAUCAUAAGAAAGUGUUUCACCGCUGUUCAAAUGCACUUUGGAUCGCAUCAUUUAUAUGGAUAAAUGUUUUCCAACUGUAUAGAUUAAAUAUUAAAUGAAACAAAUGACAAUAAAAUGCAAAGUAAUCUCUUCAGUAAUCAAAAUACUUUUUGAAUGUAACUGUAUUCUAAUUACCAAUGAUUUAAAUUGUAACUGAAGUGUAAUACAGUUAAUUUUAUUUUGUAUUUUAAAUACGUAUUCCUGUUACAUGUAUUUCGUUACUCCCCAACCCUGCCAACUGCACAUGUUUACUGGAGCAUGGUGCUCACCACAUGUCAGUGGACAUGUACCGCAAGUUUAGCUAAAGAAAAGUCAACCGUUUCCGAAUACACUGUGAGAUCAUUCUGGGAUUAAACCACUCAAGUUGUAUGGAUUACUUGUAUGCUGCCUGUAUGUCCUUUUUGGAGCUUGAAAGUUUAACUUACAUUAUAUGGACAAAAUCAUAGCAAAUUAUCUUUGU
This is a messenger RNA of Myxocyprinus asiaticus (Chinese sucker), 4285 nucleotides long. RefSeq names its product interferon-induced protein with tetratricopeptide repeats 5-like. The record is from RefSeq and is a predicted model, not a curated record. Bases 989 to 1729 code for a protein of 246 amino acids. Gene Ontology annotation, biological process: defense response to virus. The transcript has a single exon. NCBI's taxonomy places the organism in Eukaryota, Metazoa, Chordata, Actinopteri, Cypriniformes, Catostomidae. Gene Ontology annotation, cellular component: cytosol. Gene Ontology annotation, molecular function: protein binding.